UAUAUAGGCUGAGGAAGGAGAGAUAUCUAGUAGUAACAGAUUUAACGGAUAAUGGAUAUGAGCAUCUUUCGCUCUGCUUCGCUCGGUCGAAUACCUAAAGCUCAGUUGAAUCCCUGCGGGUGUCUGAAGAAUCUCGACAGAGUGAAAACCCUGGUCUCAAGGACGGUUGUUCCUUCAAUCUCAGCCUCCCCAGUUGAAUCGCUGCGAAAGGGAAACUGGGUCAAGCUCAUUUGUGGUGCUAGCUUUGAGGAUGUGGUUGAUGUCAGGAACCUUUCUCUGGUCUACACUCUUGCCGGAGUUGAUUGCAUUGACUGUGCUGCUGAGGAAUCAGUAGUCAAUGCUGUGAACGAAGGGAUAAGAGCGGCUAGAGCUAUUGUUCCUAUUCGGAGGCCAUGGAUAAUGAUCAGUGUCAAUGACGAUAAAGAUAUUCAUUUUCGUAAAGCUGAAUUCGAUCCUGAUGAUUGUCCAGUGGAUUGUUCAAGACCCUGUGAGAAUGUUUGUCCGGCUAAUGCAAUAUCACUAGAUGGUGAACCUGAUCAGCAGAAGGGUGUUGUGGUGGAACGCUGCUAUGGCUGUGGUCGAUGCUUCCCUGUUUGUCCAUAUGACAAAAUAAGUGCAAUUACAUACAUAAGAGACGCCACUGCUGUAGCUGAACUUCUGGUACGGGAUGAUGUUGAUGCACUUGAAAUUCAUACCAAUGGAAGGGUACCAGAAGCCUUCAAAGAACUCUGGGAUAGUUUAGGGGAUUCCAUCAAUAGUUUGCGACUUGUUGCAGUUAGCUUCCCCGACAUCAAGGAUUCAGCAGCAUCUGCAAUGAAUGCCAUGUACUCCAUAAUGGAAACCAACCUCCAUUGCUACAACUUAUGGCAGUUAGAUGGGCGCCCCAUGAGUGGAGAUAUUGGGCGAGGUGCCACGAGAGAAGCAAUUGCUUUCGCUUUACAUUUGGCCUCUGCUGGAGACAGACCAAAAGGUUUCCUUCAGUUGGCAGGCGGUACCAAUGCUCAUACAGUGGAUGGGUUAAAAAAGGCCAGGCUAUUCCAGACAGCCACCAUAUCUGAUAUAUCAAAUGAUGGAAAUUUCACAAGCUCAUUGAGUUCAGGAAAUGCUUUGAUCAGUGGCGUAGCGUUUGGAGGCUAUGCACGGAAGAUUGUGGGAAAGGUUUUGCAUUCUAUGCAAUCUCAGCAUGGACUUGCUUGCAUUGAAGAUCAUCCGGAGCAACUCCUGCAGGCACUUGAGGAAUCGCUUAGUCUGGUAGGAACUGUCAAGUGUUAUGUUUCUUUGCCUUCUUUGAAAUAGAGGGAGGUUUUUUGUUGUUGUUGACACUUCAAAAACAAUGUUUAUCAUGGGAUUCAUGACAUAACAAUAGGUCGCCUUUAAUAUGCGCUGCAUUCCAUGGAAAAGCAAACUAACUUUUUUUA
This is a messenger RNA of Ipomoea triloba (trilobed morning glory), 1418 nucleotides long. RefSeq lists its product as uncharacterized. Bases 52 to 1296 code for a protein of 414 amino acids. The transcript is spliced from 12 exons. NCBI's taxonomy places the organism in Eukaryota, Viridiplantae, Streptophyta, Magnoliopsida, Solanales, Convolvulaceae. The record is from RefSeq and is a predicted model, not a curated record.